This is a messenger RNA of Serinus canaria (Common canary), 3131 nucleotides long. It is a transcript of the gene SFTPC, whose product is annotated as surfactant protein C. The coding region runs from base 707 to 2773 and encodes 688 amino acids. Gene Ontology annotation, biological process: respiratory gaseous exchange by respiratory system. Gene Ontology annotation, cellular component: extracellular region; alveolar lamellar body. The transcript has 11 exons. The record is from RefSeq and is a predicted model, not a curated record. Lineage: Eukaryota; Metazoa; Chordata; Aves; Passeriformes; Fringillidae.
AGGAAGGAGGGAGGGAGGGAGGGAUGCGGCUGAGUGACAGCGCCAGCAUCCCCGGGCACGCGUGUCCGUGCGCGCGUGUCCCCGGCUGCCACCAAACUCGGGGUUCCCCACCGGGGUGGCGGCCACCGGCUGCUCUUGCAGUGCGCGGAACUGGGGGGACACAACAGGGGUGACUCCCCCCGCAGUGGCUCCCCCAGCUCAGCGCUGCCCCCCCAGCUCCCUGCCCUGCCCGCUGUGGCCGCAGCACACCGGGCACCCAACCACGCCGCCGCGGGCACCCGUCCGUCCCAGGCACCCAUCUCUCCCAUGCCAGGCGUCCAUCUGCGCCGUCCCUGGCACGGUGCCCUCGGGAACAAUGAGUGCAGCCAGCUCCUUCCCCGCCCCGGGGGGGCUCGCACAGCUGCCCGUGCAGAACCGGGGGUGCAGCUCCCCCGGGACGUGCUGGGGCCCCUCCUGCCGCAGCCCCGGGCAGGGUGUGGAGGGCUGGCACUGCCCACUGUUUGCCUUGGCACCCCCAGCGCUGCCGGACAAACGCCGGGGAAGAGCCCUCGGAGGUUUUAUGUCCCCUCCCUGGCUCUUCUGCGGCCUCAGCAAACGGCACGAGUGGCACUCGGCAGCUUGAGUGGCCCCAGGCCUCCCCGGCCACACGGGAUCCUAUAAAUGUCGCCGGGCCCGGGCUGGCAAAGGGACAGGAGCACACGGAGAGAUGGAGGACAGCUCUAAAGAGGCGCUGAUGGAGGAGGCACCUCCGAGGUAUACGGAGUCCCCGCGCCUGCCCUGCAUCCCCCACGAGCUCAAGAGCCUCCUGCUGAUGGUGGCGCUGGUGGUGGUGGCCCUCGUGGUGGUCAACGUCACCUUCCUCCUGCUGGGGCUGCAUCUCAGCGAGUCGCACGCCGAGACGGUGUUGCGAAUGAGCAUCCACGGGCUGGAUGGCCAGGGGACGGCCCAGGAGCUCGCCAUGAGCAAGAAGGAAAGGAGCGGCACGUUCGCCGUGCGAGAUGGGCUCAACGGCUCGGCCGCGGUGGUGUACGACUACAGCAAGCUGCUGGUCGGCUACAGGUCCUGGCGCCACCGAGCCUGCUACAUCACCCGCGUGGACAAGGACAACUUCCCGGGGCUGGACGCUGUCACCGAGACCUUCCAGCGCCGGCAGGAUGAGGACGUUGGGGACAAGGCCGUGCCCCUGGCUGACCGCUCCAUCCUGGGCACCACCAUCAACAUCCUCUGCAGCGCCGUCCCCGUGUUCUGGGCGUACAGUGUCCCCCCAGUUUGGAGGAUGAAGGAGCAGCCUCUGCACUUCCAGCCCUCCAGGAAAAGCUCCCAACCCUGUCCCCUCCUCGUGCAGGGGGGGCUGGAGGGGUUCCAGUUGCAGGAGGGGCUCGUGGAUGGGCAAAACCAAGGCCCAGCAGUGUCCCCCUGCCACCUGAGGGGGACAUGCCAGAGCUGCGACCCCCUAAGCCCAAAAAAAGUCCACGCUGUGGGCACCUCUGCCAGCCCCAAAAGCCACCAGCAGUGGUGUCCGAGGAGCAGGAAUGAGGGUCAGGGACACUCCCCGCGCCACGGUGACCCCGUUCCCACCCUGUCCCCAUGGAUUACAGGAAAUCUUUCAUGUCCUGUUUGUUUUCCUUGCCACAUCAAGCAGCUCCAGGUGCCCAAGCUGGCGAAGGGACACGAGCCAGCUCUCACCCUGGGCACAGCCACAGCCGGAUGCUCCACCCUGGAGGGUUUGCUUUGGCCGUGCCACCUUGCUCCUGGGCAGCAGAGAAGUCCCCGUGCCUGGGGACAAGGGUCCUUGACCCAGUGCCCUCGGAGCCUCUUGAGCUGCUGGUUCCCAGGGGGAUCCAGCUGGGAGUGGGUGCUCAGCAAACACCAGUGGAGUGGGUCACAUGCCAGGGCCUGGCUGCACCCCGGGGCCACCAAACCCUUCAAGGGGUCCCCACCCCAGUGCCCCAGUAUAAAGUUCCCAGUCCCUGCAGUCAGACUGGGCUGGGAAUGGGAGGAGGAGGAGGAGGAGGAGGCAGCAGCCAUGGAGAGCAGCAUGAAGCAGGUGGUGCUUGAAGAGGAGGACUCGGGGAACGGCUGCUGCUGCCCAGGCUGCUGCGUGCCCUGCGCCACGUGCUGCGCCAAAUGCUGCACCAAAUGCAGCUGGUGCUGCGCCAAAUGCUGCUGCCUGCCCAAGUGCUGCGAGUGCCCCAAGUGUCCCAAGUGUCCCAGUUGUCCCAAGUGUCCCGGCUGCGCCAGCUGCUCCGGCUGCCUCAAGAAGUCGCUGUGCUUCGUCCCUCGGCUGCUCUGCUACCUGCCUCGCAAGCUGCUGAGCUGCGGCCGCCUGCGCUGCCUGCUGAUCGUGGUGGUGGUGCUGGUCCUGCUGGUGCUCAUCAUCGCCGGCGCCCUGCUGAUGUGGCUGAGCGUGGAGCAGCGCCGCGCCGACACCGUCCUGCGGGGCGGUUUGUGGGCAGCACCGGCCUGGGAAGAGGACGCGGCCACUUUCUACCUGGACAGCGGGGACGGGAACCCGGCCACGGUCAUCUAUGACUACAAGAAUCUGCUGGUGAGCUACAGAGCCCGGCUGCACCGCGCCUGCUACGUGACCCGCGUGGACAAGGACAACAUCCCGGGGCUGGACACCGUGGUCGAGACCUUCCAGCGCCGGCAGAAUGUCCCUUGCACCCCUGCCCAGGCUGAGGACGAGAUCUCCGUGCCCCUGGCUGACCGCUCCCUCCUGGGCACCACGGCGGGCAUCCUGUGCAGCCUCCUCCCUGUUUACUGGGCUUAGCCCCGCGGGGUGAGCCCGCAGGGUGGGCAGGGGGGCUGCGGGACCCCCGCCCACCCGACAGCACCCCCACAGCGCCAGCUUUGCCUCGCAGCGCCUCCGACCCGCACUGCCCCGCUGGGAGCAUCGGCGGCUCCUCCGCGGCCGUCCCCGCGCCCCCCACCCAAAUUUUGGGGUGCGAGGGGGUGAGGAGGGGUCAGGGGGUCGGAGCUGGGGGGGCUGCGGGCGCGGGGCCGGGGGCGGGGGGGGUGUCUGCGCUGUGCCGGGGGACAGCUGGUUUGUCACUUAAGUCUUCUCAGCUUCGCCAAACCCAAGUGCAAAAAAUGAGCUUAAAAAAACAUGACAUUUAAAGAAAACACAA